Molecule: messenger RNA, 777 nt
Organism: Emiliania huxleyi CCMP1516
Lineage: Eukaryota; Haptophyta; Isochrysidales; Noelaerhabdaceae
Exons: 1
Coding region: 1-777 (258 amino acids)
Molecular function (GO): 5'-flap endonuclease activity
Source: RefSeq, a predicted model, not a curated record
AUGGGAUGGGGUUCUGGUGCGGGCAAGGGCAAGAUCCUUGCCCCCGCUGCCGGCGACCUGGUUCACGUCAGCGCCCACAACCCGUUUGACGGCAAGAUGGUGCUUACCGACAUCUCGGGCCUCGCACACAGGGCGUCGAAGAAGCAGCCGAAGCAGGUGGCGCAGGAGGGAAUCUCGCAGCGUCAGCAGCAGUAUGUGAUGCAGCACCUCCAGGGCAUCUAUGCUUUGGGUGGCAAAGUGUGUCUCGUCCUUGAUGGCCGUGCGUACCCGCCAAAGAAGAAGGAGCGCGAGAGGCGGCGCGGGACAAGCCAGCAGGCAGUCGAUGAGGCGCUGGCAAAGGAGGCGAGGAACGAGGACGCCUCCAAGGAGUGGAAGGCUGCUGCACGCCCCGCCGAGCCACUCUGGGCGUGGCUGAUGCAGGAGUGCAUCGACAAGGACAUGCCCUUCAUCGUUGCACCGUACGAGGCAGACGAGCAGCUCGUGUCCCUGCAGUGGGAGCUGGGGGUGGACCAGGCGGUGAUUUGGGCCGCCUCAGAGGACAGCGACCUCGCUGCCUUUGGCGCCCUGGAGGUGAUUUACGACUGGAACAUCAUGUCGCAAACGUACCGCUCCUCCCGGCUGAUGGAGCAGGUGGUGGGCAAGCAGGUAGACAGCAAGUUCUCCUUUGUCGGCUGGAACUACGACCGCUUCCUUGCUCUCGUCAUUGCCUCCGGCCACGACUACUUCAAGCACAAGAAGGCGGAAGGCAAGCAGGGAUGGGGACUUGUGACCGUCUAA